Messenger RNA from Amoebophrya sp. A25, 1434 nucleotides. The record is from the annotation of a GenBank genome assembly. Lineage: Eukaryota; Dinophyceae; Syndiniales; Amoebophryaceae.
CGUGAGGGCUCUUACAGUAGUUAUCAUAACUCUGCUCAAGAAGCAGAAGGUCAGCUAGUAGUUGACGGUCCUGAGGAUCUUCGGCGUGACGAGGGCGUUGUUGGCGAUGAAGACGACGAGCAGAAUGAAGUCGAUGAAGUCCCACAACAUCCAACAUCUUCUACAAGUAGUGUCGCAGCGACAACGAGCACAACAGUCUAUGACAUUCCGAACGACAAUGCCAAGAACGUUUUCUCACGCGGACCCGAUAAGUGGUUUCUGUACGCACAAGGAGUGCACGACCUCGAUGUAGCACUACUAGUGGAGGACGAUGAGAAGUGGCCACUGGUCAUCGAGGAGAUCGGCAAGGCGGCUAGAUCAUGGGGAUUCGCGAUCUGUGGCUUCUUACGCGGGUAUGUUCACUAUGAGAAGGCAAUGAAGAUGCGUCGCAGUUUCUUAAUAGCUUGUUUCUUUUUCCUUUUCCUUUAAUAGAACAAGAAGAACAAAGUACUUCUACACCUAGAAGACCUAGCUGCAGGUAUGCGAGUAUACGACAGAGAUAUGCUGUGAAGAUUCAAGAUUCUGGGUAUAUCAUCAUCAUCAUCAUCAUCAUCAAGAACAAGGAUGCUACUAGAAGCAGUAGAAGCACCCACGGAGAUGAAGGCUAGUAGAUACAUUGAUAUCGGUGUAUGGUUUUGACUCUAAACAAAUCACGCUUUUUUCUGCCGAACACAAGAAGUUGAACUUGAGGUGGAGCCACGAUGUGGGUUGAGCUUUGAGUUGGAUGUUUUACGUGUGUCCGGGUCAGAAAUGGUGCGCCUGCUUUUAGGAAAUAACAACAAUAACUCGGACCACGACCCCGACGGACGAUCAAGUGUAAGUGAACAAGACGAAAGCAUACCCAUAGCUGCGAGAACAGCACCAACAAGCCCAGGUCCUCUACUAGCAUCGGUAAAUCCGGGCGCAGUCGUUCCAUGUGCACUGGGACCGCUGGAGCUUCCUUGCCCGAAGCAGGGGAAUGAAUUCCUGCACCUCACCCUUGCGCCCUCAAAGUGGUACGAGAAUGCCACUGAAAAGCGCCGCCGUGGAUUAGCCUGUUUUGCGCUUCCACCUUGGAUUGAACAGAGUGAAGCAAGUACGACUUGCGAUGCUGAGCCAGGCCUGCAGGCGGAUGAAGGAGAAGGAGACAACAAUAACUUGGCAUUGGCAACAAAUCUAACGCACAAGAACAAGAAGAGGCACAACCAAGACGAACAAAAGUGCAGUCAUCAAAAUCAACAAAAUCGUCGAAUCAUGCCUGAAGUCGUGGAGGAAAUUUUUGAGGUAUCACUCCAGAUCCAGAGUGCUGGGUAUGCAAGUGUGGCCGAUCUCUUUGGACAGUGUGAAAGUCAUCCGAUGGUCCACUUGGCAAGACAACUCGCAGAUGGCGUGCGUGCUGCGAGCAGGACCAGGUAG